This is a messenger RNA of Aegilops tauschii subsp. strangulata, 1443 nucleotides long. The record is from RefSeq and is a predicted model, not a curated record. NCBI's taxonomy places the organism in Eukaryota, Viridiplantae, Streptophyta, Magnoliopsida, Poales, Poaceae.
GACCACUCCAUGCGCCCCUUGUCAUCUUCAAUGCCCGACUGAGGCAAAGCCAGGGGUCAUGCGCCAUUGUACUACUCGCUGUGUUGAUGGCAAAGUUGCCUCGAACUCAACCCGCACGCCGCUUCAGUCCAACCUCAACUUUACUUCACGCCACCAUCCCAGUAUACGCCGGAGUGAAUGCUGUGCUGUGCUUAAAGCCGGCCACAUCCUUCCCUUGGUCCUCCAUCACACUCCUCCCGCUCCGCUCCACUCCACACCUGUCCUCUGGUUGCCCGCAGCCGUCGGUGUUGAGAGAGAAGGGCAACUGCGAGCAAGAUGCUGCCCGGAAGCUCCCGCCUCCCCGCCGGCGCCUCUGCGCUGGAGGCACCCGAGGGCCGCCCGGCCUUCGUCAGCGUGCACAAGCGCAUCGACCACCCCGUCCCCGCGUCCGCGGUCCGCCGCUGGGCUCCCGACCCCCCGGUGGCUCGCUCCGGCCGUCCGGAGUGCGGGCCCACCGUGUACCUGCAGAGGACCCCCGAAAUGAACCGCGUGGCCAGGUGCACCGGCUACGCCUUCAUCACCCCCGACCCGGCCGGCCGCGAGGUCGCGGACGUCAAGGCCCUCGUCCGCUCCGCCAUCCACGCCGCGGCGCCGGACCUGCGGUUCGACGUCGUCGCCAUCUCCCCCAUCGUGGCCGACAUGGGCCUGCGCUUCGCCUCGCCGGAGGACCGCGUGGCGGCCAUCGCCAGGCAGCCGUUCGAGCUCGACGGCUACUCGGUGCAGGUCGUGCCCGAGGGGCAGCAGAGGAACUGCUACCGGUCCCGGCUGGAUUACCUCGUCCACAUCAACCUGCACAGCUACCCCAGGGAGGAGCGGGCGGAGAAGGACAUCGGCUUCAACAUGGCCAGCAUCGGCCACGUGGUCGAGAUCGACCCCGCCUGCCUCACCGCGCCGGACCUCUCCCCGCUGCGCCUCGUCGUCCGGGUGGGGCACCCUCGCGAAAUCGCUCGCGAGCUCCGGAUCCGGUACGUUGGUUUUUAUGGCAGCGGCGAGGCCUGUCCCAGGGAAGUCGCUCGCAGCAUCGUGCCCAUCGAGAUCGUCAAGGUCUGGGACCAGUCUCCGUCCAACGACGGCAAUGGCGGAAGCUACGUGUCUCCCUUCAAGCCCUCGCCGGCGGGGGCGCCCUAGCUGCUCAUGCAGCUAACCAAUAAUCGUGGUCUGGGUCCUCGGCGACCUUUGGUUAGAGCUGCUUAAUUAAGCUUCCAGGUUUCCCUAGCUUUCAUGGAUCACAGACCAUACCAGCUUAGUUAUGUAGUACUACUCCGUAGUGGCUGCGACGACAGCAAGUAGUCUCUCUAUUAGUAACAGUGCUAGGUUUCGUCAGUAGGGAGUCAUAUACUAUGACUCAUGUUCGUUCAAGGCUUGUAUGCUACUCUAUUAGUAACGGAGUAUUAGGUUAUGGAA